This is a messenger RNA of Olea europaea var. sylvestris, 627 nucleotides long. RefSeq lists its product as uncharacterized. Bases 1 to 627 code for a protein of 208 amino acids. The record is from RefSeq and is a predicted model, not a curated record. Lineage: Eukaryota; Viridiplantae; Streptophyta; Magnoliopsida; Lamiales; Oleaceae. The transcript is spliced from 2 exons. Gene Ontology annotation, molecular function: zinc ion binding.
AUGAGUUGGUUUUUCACGAAGUUGAGGGAAGUAAUUGGGGAUGUCAAAAACCUUGCAUUCGUAACCGAUCGAGGGCAGUCAAUAAUAAAUGGUAUCGCCAAAGUUUUUCCCGAAGCACAUCAUGAUUAUUGUAUGUACCAUGUACAGGGAAACCUGAAAAUCAAGUAUCGAGGCAAGGGCAUUGUUGCGUUGUUUAGGAGAGCUGCAGAGGCUUACAAUUUUGAAGAGUUUGAAAAAUUCAUGGUCGAAAUAAACAAUAAAUCGCAUGCUGCAUGGGAGUAUCUAACAGAGAUGGGGAUUAAACAUUGGAGUUGGGCAAGUGUGCUAACCCCGGCUCAAGAAGAUAAGCUCUUCAAGACUCUAGAUGUGAAGAGAAAGGUAUAUGUAGAACCACUGGAUCAGUUUCGCUUCUCCGUGAGAUGUGCACGUUAUUUCGGAUACAUCGUGGACUUGAAUGAUAACACGUGCACGUGUAGACGAUUUCAGUUAGAGAGUUUUCCGUGUACACAUGCAAUGACAGUGGCUAUGCAUAGAGGAUUUCCACCGCACACCUUAUGCAGUGUGUAUUACAUGACUGAUUAUUUGAGAACAGCGUAUGCGGAAACAAUAUUUCCUAUAUCAAACUAA